CAUAAAAGGUAAGAGCCUUAUCCUUUAUUUACUUUUGCUUCCAAACUUGCAUGGCUUCAACAAUCCUAUCAUAUGCUACUCUUCAAUAUCAUCUACACAUUAAUAAUCUCUUCCAAACCAAAACAUCACCAAAAAAGUACUUCUCCAUAAAAUGCACUAUUUCUGACCCUGAAUUUCCAACACCAGACCCUACAAACACUACAAUGAACAAUCCAGAAACAUUUCCUAUAGAAAAAAGAAGAAGAUCAGAGAUAAUAAGACAAAGAAGGCCAAAAACUGAGCUUGCAACCGAGCCACAAAACUUCGAAAUCGGUUGGAAAAGGACGAAAGAGAUUAAUCUUGAGAAGCCAAUUGGGUAUGUGGUAGCUGAUUUUUUGGAGAAGUUGGAGGAACUUAUGAUGAAGAAGGAAUUUGGAUCAACAGAACUGUUGGCAAAAGUUGGAGAAAUCGUCGCCGAAAGGGCGAGAGAAGAAGCAGAGGUUUUGAGAGAUGAAGGGAAAGUUGAAGAGAGAAUGGUUACUGAACUUUUUAGAGUAUUGAAGUUGAUGGAAAUGGAUUUGGCUAUGGUGAAAGGUGCUGUGAAGGAAGAUACUUUGAGUGAGAGGCUUGAAAUAGCUAAGGCAAGGUGCAGGCAAGCUAUACUUGUUGCUUAUUCCUUUUGAACUUUUUUUCAUGGGAAUGUGAUAUUCAGAAUAUAAAAUAAUGUUAUUAAACAUUUUUGUUUAUGUCACUGAUUUAUGUGUAUUUUGAUAAACAUAAGAUUCUUUUAUUUUAAAAAGAUAUUGAAUGUGGAUUGAAUGAAACAGUGUAAUGUUGAAAGAUAUUAGACCUUUUAAUACUA
Molecule: messenger RNA, 841 nt
Organism: Cicer arietinum (chickpea)
Lineage: Eukaryota; Viridiplantae; Streptophyta; Magnoliopsida; Fabales; Fabaceae
Product: protein CHLORORESPIRATORY REDUCTION 41, chloroplastic
Source: RefSeq, a predicted model, not a curated record